UUAAAUAUUUGUAUAGAUAACAAAAUGUCUGACAAGUCGUUGAACGAAUUGAAGGUUGAGGAUAUGGAGAAACUAGUUGUGAGUGAGCAGAAAACUCCUGGAGGUUUGAAGUUGGAAAUUGUUCUAUCCCCUGCUCUCAAACCAAGUCCUAAACCUGCAUCCGUUCCGUCCUCACCUGCCACCCAGAAGGAGAUAGAGGAGAAGCUGGCAGCAGCUAGUGGUAGGAGGGAGAUGCUGGACAAACUCAGAGCAAAGAAUAUAUCUGUACAGCUCGCCAAGGUCGAAACCGCAAAGAUAAAGAAGGAGGAAUUAAACACUGAAAAAUCUCAAAAAUCCAAAGAGAUUCUGGAGACUAAACUGGAGAACCAGGAGAAGAACCGUCAAGCGGAGAUGAUAAAGAACAAGGAGAAGCUCGCAGAUAAGCUGGCUAGGGUUGAACGACUACAGAAGGAUCUUGAAAUACAAACAGAAGCUGCUAGAGUGUCUGCUGAAUGCGCUCUUAAAGCUAAACUUGCCAAGGCUCAAGAGAAGAGAGAUGAACAGCUGGAGGAACUUGUCAAUAAAAUGAAAGAACACGAGGAAUAUGUUGCUGAAGUUCGAUACAGUCACGACAAGCUGUUCCAGGACCAGGAGAACAAGGUUGGAACAACCCUCAACCUCAAGCUAGAGAAGGCAGCUAAGGAACGCGAAAGAAAAGAGCAGGAGUUGAAAGCUAAGCUUGAGGAGAGGAACAAGAAAGCUGAGAUGGUUCGGCAGAACAAGGAGAAACUCCAGCUAGACCUGGGACCAGAGUCAGCUUAAACUUCACCUAACCUUUCAGUAUUAAUUUGUGAUGUCCCGGAAAUUGUCAUCUGCAGCUUUAACUUUAUAUUUACACACAUUCUUGUAACAGGGUCAGAAAUCCGAGUGAAACUAAAGUAUUUUACAUAUAUAUUUUUAAUCGUUGAACAUGGUACGGUUUUAUUCAAACUGUGAAUAUAUUUUAGA
Eurytemora carolleeae is the source of this 987-nucleotide messenger RNA. Its product is annotated as calponin homology domain-containing protein DDB_G0272472. Gene Ontology annotation, cellular component: cytoplasm; neuron projection. Gene Ontology annotation, biological process: regulation of microtubule polymerization or depolymerization; neuron projection development; microtubule depolymerization. Gene Ontology annotation, molecular function: tubulin binding. NCBI's taxonomy places the organism in Eukaryota, Metazoa, Arthropoda, Copepoda, Calanoida, Temoridae. The record is from RefSeq and is a predicted model, not a curated record. Bases 25 to 801 code for a protein of 258 amino acids. The transcript is spliced from 8 exons.